Messenger RNA from Cylindrotheca closterium, 3066 nucleotides. The record is from the annotation of a GenBank genome assembly. NCBI's taxonomy places the organism in Eukaryota, Bacillariophyta, Bacillariophyceae, Bacillariales, Bacillariaceae.
AUGUUGGAAGCUUCCACCUUUUUGUCCACGCUCAUUGGAGAAUUUGCCGGCAAAUCGUCGUCGAAUUACAGCAUGGCCUUGGAAUUUCACAAACGGGCUCACAUGGACUUUGGCAGUGAUUGGUUGGAUCAAUCACUCCAAAUGUGCAUGCAAGCUCUCAGUCAAAUUGUCAAUUAUUGUACUUCCAUUUAUAAUUCUUCUGCGCCUGCACCAUCAUUGGACAAGUUGCAAACCGAAUUGGCCACCUCGGUCGUCCAAUUGACCAUUGAUAUCAUUGGUUGGGACUUUAUCGAUGCCUGGGAUUCUUCCAUCAUGGGCAUGUCCGUCUUGGCGCGGACGGUCAUUCGACCACCCGAUACUUGGAGGGAAUACUUGAUGCAUCCCGAAUUCAUCAAAGCGGUCUUUCAUUUGCACCACUUGGUGGUCCAUACGCAAGGCCAACAGGUGUUGGGACAUUCCUUGCGGCAACUUUUGCUGCUACUGGCAUCGGUGCAUGGACCGAUGUUCAAGAGCAUCGAUGAGCGCAAGGCUUUUGCCAACUUUUUGAUGGAGGGAGUCUUGGGAUUGUUGUCGGAUGCCACGUCGGCAGCCGCACAAGAAUCAUCCUCGCUAUUGGAUACCUUUGCCAUGAUUUCACGGCUCAUUGUCAAUUACAAAAUGUCCAUUUUAAUACAGUUGCCACAAAUGAAUCAACUCUUUACCAACAUGGCCAUGAUUGGAAAACAUUUGCUCCAAGAGAAUCUAAAGGAAUGUGAAUCGGUCCAUGGAGAUGUCGAAUGUAUGGAACAUCGAGAGUGGCGGGAAGAAGCCUUGACGCUCUUAUUGGAGGGGAUUGUACUAGUGUGUGGUGAUCCAUGUCUAUUGUAUUCGGGGGAUGAAGCACAACGCACGGCGGCCAGCGCUGCACUAGCAUCCACCUUGGGGCCACUCUAUGCCGAAUUCAUACACUGUCGGACUGGAAUGGCACGAUUGGAAGAACAAUACUUGACGGCACAUGAAACAGAACUAGACGAACUCAAGGAAGAAAUAUUUGCAGUGGAUUUAGAAGAAGAAAUGGCAUCCUUGUCCAAUGUUGGACGACUGAAUCUUGGGGCAGCCUUGGCGUGUCUUUCGGCUUCUUUUCAGAAAAUUGUGCCACAAUUGCAGGCCCUCUGGAAUGGUGCGGCGGGUGGUGUUUCUCCAGAGGCUGCAGGACUAUUGGAGGAAUCGCGAUUGCUUACCAUGUACAUUGGGCACUUGUUGACAGAUGACAAUGAAGGAGAGUCACCACAGGUUCCAGAUUUUGUCGUCAAUGCCUGCGAACGGGAUCCAUCCGUCACCAAUUCCAUUGUUCAAGCCGUAUCUACCUUGAAUCAAUUUGCUCAAUUCCAAGUGACAAAAAUUGCCGCGAAUCCAUCGGAUCUUAGAUUGUCUCCAUUGCUCGCCAAGUCCUUUUUGUGGUUUCUAAAUCGAUGGGCACCUGCCUACAUAUUACCCCUUGGCUACUCGGAAUUGACCAACAAGAGUCCCAUUCUAGCAGCCUGGUCCAGUGCGGAGAAGAUCCAAGAAGCCGUCUAUUUUUGUUUGACAUUGUCGCUACAUUACCACUGUUAUUGGCCACACGAGGGUCAAGUCCAAGAGAGUGCCACAGCCCUACUUUUUUCAUUGGCAAAACGAUGUACCAAGAUGCGACUCGCAAUGGUAUCUUCGCCAUCCUUUCAACAACUGUGUCAAUUCCAUUGUGUGACUAGUGGGAUUCGACAUAGUGCACCACCAGAGGAAGUGGAAGCCACGGUCCAAGCCAAGGCCGGUGGAGCCAACCUUUCGCUGGACAUGUUACGUGGAUACCAACGUCUUCCCUACGAUAUUAAAUCCAAGAUUGUGACUGGUCUAAUUGUGGCAUGUAGUGAAAAGGAUGAUGCACAGUCGAAUGCCAUGCUAAAUGAAAUUUUCAAAGCCAUCCAUGACGUAUUUUCUUCCUUGGUCCAUGUAUUGUCUACACGGCAAGCAACACCAGAUCAAGUGGAUGCCAAGGAAAUGACUAGUUUAUGUGUCGAACUCUAUGGUGGAGUGGCAAGAACGGGUGAAAUGGUGGAACCCAAUCGGAUUCCCAAAUUUCUGACACCCUCUCUGUCGCACUUGUCGGGCCUCAUGGCCUUUUAUGCCAAUGAUUUGAUCAUUUGCGAAGGUUUGUUGCGAUUCUUUCGAGAUUACGCGGAACAGUUCAUUGCUAUUUUGGAUCCGGAAGACUGCUUGGCCUUGUUCCAAUCGUCAGCUGACUUGCUAAAGGCCUAUUCAAGUGUUCACUGUGCAUCGACCCGCGUCAUCAAGAAUGAUGUUGAGGAAGAGCAGAAUUAUACCGACGUCUUGUGUGCGAUUCAAUUGUUGAUUCAACUGGGAACCAAGGAUUUUUUAGAUGUUGGAAAAGAUGGUGCUAUCAAUUCUUCGCAAGUGACAGAGAUGAUCUUCUUUGGCUUGCAACAAAUUCUGCCGCUAAUGACCCGAGGCCUCUUGCAAUUUCCCACAUUAUGUAAACAGUAUUUCUCCUUGGUGGGCUUUAUGAUGGAAACCUAUCCCGACGAGGUUGGUCAACUACCAUUCGAGCUCUUUGAUGCACUGCUGGAAUCCUUGCUAUUCGGCAUGUCCUAUCAUGACCCCAGUGUCGCCAAGGCAUCCUUUUAUGGCAUUUCUGGAAUCUUGAAGGAGCAAAUACAAAACAAGGUAUUGGACAUGCACUUGUCGUCACCACAAGGUCCCGCCUUGAUUGAGAAGUGCUCUCGGCGUUUGCUGAUGGACGUUGUCUUUCAGAAUAUCAUUUGGGAUCGAAUUGAAGCCACAGGUGCCGCACUGCUGAGCUUGGCGGCCUUGGAUUUGAAUCGAUUUGCCGCUGUCGUCCAAUCAAUAGCGCAACAAAUGCCAGCCGAGAACCAACAGCGACUGUCCCACUCCUUUCAAGUCUUGUUGAAACCAGAAAUUCUGGCCAAGGCAGGAAGUCCAGGUUACGAAGGUCGACAGAACCGCAUCCGGUUCCGCAAAGACUUUGAAGACUUUUGCAAUGAGAUUCAUAGCUUUUUGUUGAUGCGAUAA